Molecule: messenger RNA, 1197 nt
Organism: Brassica napus (rape)
Lineage: Eukaryota; Viridiplantae; Streptophyta; Magnoliopsida; Brassicales; Brassicaceae
Exons: 8
Coding region: 1-1197 (398 amino acids)
Source: RefSeq, a predicted model, not a curated record
AUGGAUUUCACAGAUUCUGAUGAUACACAAGCACCGGAGGAUUCGCAGUUUUUAGAGACGCAGUUGGAUUUCAGUUGUCCACCACAGUUUGCUCCAGAGUGUAACACUUUCAAAUGGAAAGUGCAAAUCAGAGAUGCAAAUGGAGAAAUAGAAGAACAAACGUUGACAACAAAAGAAGUUUGGAAACUGCAAAACCGUAGAGUGAUAGUUCAUUUUGAUGAAGAUUGUGGCCAGCCUGAUGAAGAUUCUGGAGGUUUAUUGGGGUCUUGGUUAGGUCAGUUGAGCAAUGAUGUUAAUUUGUUGCCAAUUGACUAUGCCGAUUGGAGGGUAUUUGCUCCUCACAGGAAGGACAAAGCCUGGGACAUUAUUCUGACAAAAUUCUGGUUUGAUAACCCGGACACAAAAAAGAACUAUGUUCUAAGUGUAUUAGGGAGCAGAUGUAAGGAUUUUAAAGUUCGUCUCUGGAAGAUGUACAAACGGAGUGACCGUACUGAAACAGUUCUGAAUCGUCCUGCCAUGGUUCCGGAAGAUCAGUGGAAUGGUUUUGUUUUCUUUAGAUUCACUGAAAAAUGGAAGAAAAUGCGUGAACGAAAUAUCAAUAACCAGAAAAAGAAUACUUUGCCACAUGUCUGCGGAAGAAAGAGUUUUGCAAGGAAGCGACGCAACAUUAAAGACCAAACAAGAAGAACACCAUGCAGAGCAGAAUUUUUCAUUGCAAGCCGUAAGAAGUCUGAUGGAACUUUUGUUUGUGAAGAAGCAAAGAGUCGUGCGGAUGAACUCACACUUUUGAUGAGUGAAAAUCUUUCAGUUGAAAGAUCAAAUAUCACUGCAAGUUUAGACGAUGAAUAUUCCAAAGUUUUUGGACCAGAGCGAUCAGGACGAGUCCGGUGCCUAGGACGUGGACCUACACCUUCAAAGCUAUUGAAAAUGUCCAAUACUCCAAAUUUAGCAGCGUCAAAUUCUGAAGUUGUUGAGCUAAAGUCACAAGUUUCAGGAUUGCAAAGUCAAGUCCAGAAUUUAGCAGGAAUGAUCCAACAAUUAGUUGGUGCUACUACUAUUCAGACUAAUGGAGCGGUGCCAAAUUUAGCUGGUGUUCUGUCAAACUUGGCCAAUCAACCAAAUUUUGCUGAUAUUUUAUCAAAUUUGGUCAAUCAACAAAACUCUGAGGCAACCCAAAACAGAGAUCAUCUGGAUUAG